UAGGGUUUUGGAGAGGGGAUGAAGCUGGCGCUCCCGCAGCAGCAGCUCUGGCGACUGCCGCAUCGCAUUGGCAGUCGGUUCGUCCAUUCGCUGCCGCCGUGCUCUUGCGCAGCACCACAGGGAGGAGGAAGAGGAGGUGAUCUUCUUUCUAGUGUUCAACAGCCUGCUGUUCCCAGACCGACUCUCACCGAUGAUGAGCUCCGAUUGUUUAAGGAAUUGCAUCCAUCGGUGCAAAGUCAGCAGCCAGAUGUGGGAGCGUUUCAGCAGCUUCCAAUGGUUGUUCCUGCCGAAGAGAUUUUGGCAUCCGCAUUGAAAGCAGCCAAAAGAGUUCCGCCGUCCAAAGCCAUCUCAAACAUCGCCAAGAGGGAGCGAAACCGCGGAGCAAGGCAGCUGGAUGCGUUGAUGAAGGAACUCUCAGUCCCUCUUACGACUUACUUCAAAAAGUUCCCCAGGAGCUAUGAACUACAUGCGUAUGAGAGGUCGCUUUUAGAGUUCACACUCGGAAAAGGCAAGUACGAAGAGAUCCUUGGCAACGUUUUAACUCUGAGGAAAAAGCUGACUCUGUGCGGGAAGAAUAUGGCCUCGCUGUGCUCCAAGUCAAGCACCAGAAGGGAGGCUGCAGAUCUAAAAGAUGAGGGAUUUCACGAGAUGACUGUUGUGUUCCACGAGCACGUUCAGUACCUUGAGGAUCUGAAAGAGACAGCUAAGACUCUCAGGAAGCUCCCGGUUGUCAAUCCUCGCGACCCAAUUCUAUGCCUAGUCGGAGCUCCGAAUGUUGGUAAAUCCUCUUUGGUGCGGGUGCUCUCUACGGGAAAGCCAGAGGUUUGUAACUAUCCAUUCACAACAAGAGCUAUUUCCAUGGGUCAUAUAAUGGAUUAUGCUUUUUCUUACCAGGUUACAGAUACUCCAGGUCUGCUCAACAGGAUUGAUGCGGACCGAAACGACAUGGAGAAGUUGACUUUAGCGGCACUAGCUUAUCUCCCAACGGCUGUUUUAUACGUGCACGACCUUACGGGAGAAUGUGGUACUAGCGUGCAAGACCAGUUUUAUAUCUAUAAAGAAAUUCGAGGAAGAUUUCCAAGCCGGCCUUGGAUCGCCGUGGUGUCUAAGGCUGAUCCUGCUCUUCGUGAUGGCGAAGAAGUGGAUGAGAUUGUGCGGUACAAAACUAGUGGACCACCUGGAGCGCUAGGGGUAUCAGUGGAGACAAAGCACAACGUUUCCGAGCUGUCAUCGAGGGUUUUGGAAAUGCUGAGAAGUAUCUCGGAUCAAAGUAAAGAGAAAGCCGCUGUGGAUGAGGAGUCAUAACAUUAUCCACCGCUCGUCCUAGCAACCAUUCAAGCAAAAUGGAGCUAAAGCUGUGAGUUUUUAUCCGCAAGACGUGCCUCUUAUAAAUACUAUGGUCGGAUAAGGCUUGGCUGGCUGCUCUUUCGCUGCUAACUGACAGAAGCUCCUCUCAUGGCGACAUCAGCAGCACUCUCCAUCUCCAGCGGCACUGUUGCGUCGAGCUCGUGUCACGUGCCCCGAAUGGGAUGGAGUGGGAUUCGUGAGGAACACUGGUUCAAAGCUGACCGUGAACGCUGCAAGGAAGGAUAACACCCAAAUCGCGUUGCAAUGGACGCCGAAAGCUUGGUAAGUUUUCUUUUCUUUUACAGGUUAGGUAGUAGAGUUUUGAGGAUUGGAUCGUCGAUCAUGCCAUGUCUGAUUUCUUCUGUGAGUUGCCUGCCAACAGGGCUGGGAAGUAUACGAGUGUUAGUUGAGAGGGCCAGAAAAAUCAAGACAAAUCAAAACCAAGUUAGCAUUUGACCAUGAUAAAGAAUUCCCACUCUCAAACGCGAACAUACCUAUGAAUUAAUUAAAACAGGUGAUUUAUUUA
Molecule: messenger RNA, 1873 nt
Organism: Selaginella moellendorffii
Lineage: Eukaryota; Viridiplantae; Streptophyta; Lycopodiopsida; Selaginellales; Selaginellaceae
Product: nucleolar GTP-binding protein 1
Biological process (GO): ribosomal large subunit biogenesis
Cellular component (GO): nucleolus
Molecular function (GO): GTPase activity; RNA binding; GTP binding
Source: RefSeq, a predicted model, not a curated record